GUUGAGGGGAAAAAUCGACCCAUUUCUCCAUAUUUGCGACCCGUAAAAACGACCCUACUACUCCAAUCGGCUAAAUAAAUCGACCCGUCUUCUCGGUGCUCACUGCUCAGCAACAAAAUGAGUAGAAGGCAUUCGGUAAAUCGGCCGCCGACGCCGGACCGGGAUGGUGCAGAACGAGUAAAGGAGCCUACGCUUAUCGACAUCGUCAACAUCAAAUUGACUGAAAGUGGAGAGAAGGAGCGGUUGAUGGAACUGGUGAGGGAGAGGCUGGUGGAGUGUGGCUGGAAAGAUGAAAUGAGAUCUCUUUGCAGGGCAUUUGUAAAGAAUAACGGCAGGGAUAAUGUGACUGUAGAUGAUCUUGUUCGUGCAAUUACCCCAAAAGGCAGAGCUUCGAUACCAGAUUCUGUGAAAGCAGAGCUCCUGCAGAAAAUCCGAACCUUUCUCGUUUCAGUUGCCCAUUGAUAUUCAAGGCGUUACAUGCUAGGUGGGGCCAAGAGAAGUCUGACAAAGAGAGCAUAAAUUUAUUCAUCCCUAUGCAUCUUUCGAUGAUCAUACGUAGUUCUUUCUAGUUACAAUGCCCUUCUAAGCUUAGGAUAUAUUUAUCAUCACUUGAGCUUUAUGUAACUUACUAAUGCAAUUAUCAUGUUUAUCAGGUCAAGUUCGUGUAUGAUAUAUAUUUAUAAGUUAAAUAUCACUUGAGAAUUUAUAUAUAACUUGUGAAUUGUCAAAUUUUCACAUUGGAUUGA
This is a messenger RNA of Erythranthe guttata (spotted monkey flower), 746 nucleotides long. RefSeq names its product transcription/mRNA export factor. The record is from RefSeq and is a predicted model, not a curated record. Gene Ontology annotation, molecular function: transcription coactivator activity. Gene Ontology annotation, biological process: positive regulation of DNA-templated transcription; mRNA export from nucleus. Gene Ontology annotation, cellular component: nuclear pore; SAGA complex. NCBI's taxonomy places the organism in Eukaryota, Viridiplantae, Streptophyta, Magnoliopsida, Lamiales, Phrymaceae.